AUGAGCAUCGAUCCUGAUGAAAUUUUCCGAGCAGAAUCAAAAUUGAUCAUACAUUCGAGCGUGUCGUUUCCAUAUUUGGAUCCACUUAGAUCACCUAUCAUGCCUGUCGCGUUGUUGGAGAUCUGAGCUGUUUGAGAAGCUGUCCGGUCGGGUUGAUCUCUCGGACGGCUCCGCCGGUGUGGGUGCCGACCGCGCCCUGCCCCCGGAGCCGGAUGCCGGCGGAUCGGAGCGGCGCGAAUGGCCCCCAGCCGGCAAGUCACGGCGUCGGCCACCGCCCACCGCCGGCCGUAUAAAAGGCCGUGCCGCCGGCCGAACUGCACACAGCUCUUCACGCAGCUCUCCAAACACUCCCAACAUGAAGCUCCUGGUUGUGCUGGCCGUCCUGGGAGUCGCUGCUGCGGCCGAGGACCAGAAGGCUGAGGAUGCCACGUACGUGUCCACGUACGCGGCCCACCCGUACCCGCUGACGUAUUCGGCCGGCUACCCGCUCACCUACAGUGCCGGCUACCACGCCCCGGCCGUCUACAGCGCCGGCUACAGCCCGCUGGCCUACAACGGCUUCUACAACGGCGUCUACCACGGCUACACCGCCCCCGUGGUGCACUCGCUCAAGAAGCGUGACGUGUCGGACGCCGAGGACCAGCAGGCCGACGAGGCCACGUACGUGUCCACGUACGCCGCCCACCCGUACAGCCCGCUGACCUACACGGCCGGCUACCCGUACCGGGCGGUGACCUACAGCGGCCUGAGCACGCCGGCCAGCACGGCGCCGCUGGCCUACACCGCUCCGCUGGCCUACCCCUACCGCUACGGCUACUUCUAGACGGACCGACCGACCGGAGCGACGUGCCGGGCCGGCCGCUGCCGGCUGCAGGAGACCGGUGGCGCUGGGCCGAGCUGGGAGGCGCACCGGGACCCGUUGGUGUGUGCCCGGCGUCUCAGCUGCUCGUGCUACCAGAACACGCCACCGGUGCCGGAUCGCAGCGGCCUGCACGUGUUUUGACCCUGCCUGAGGAACUGUUGGCAUUGAACUUUUCUGGCAUUGGUAUCAUUUGCUUCAUGAUUGCUUGUGAAGGUUUUUCAUUGACAAAUAAAAAUCAUUGAGCAGA
This is a messenger RNA of Amphibalanus amphitrite, 1109 nucleotides long. RefSeq lists its product as uncharacterized. The transcript is spliced from 2 exons. NCBI's taxonomy places the organism in Eukaryota, Metazoa, Arthropoda, Thecostraca, Balanomorpha, Balanidae. The record is from RefSeq and is a predicted model, not a curated record. The coding region runs from base 356 to 823 and encodes 155 amino acids.